Messenger RNA from Harmonia axyridis, 1705 nucleotides. It is a transcript of the gene ced-6, whose product is annotated as PTB domain-containing engulfment adapter protein 1. The transcript has 8 exons. The coding region runs from base 284 to 1588 and encodes 434 amino acids. The record is from RefSeq and is a predicted model, not a curated record. Lineage: Eukaryota; Metazoa; Arthropoda; Insecta; Coleoptera; Coccinellidae.
CAACUGGUGGGACCACAGUUACAGACCUGUUUUAUCUGAGAGCGGAUGUGAAGUUGUGAGCUAGAAUUUUCGAUUAGACUGCACCUUUCAAUUGCGCUUAUACAUUACCACGAUUAGGAACAUAAUGCAAAAAAAUUAGUGCACCAGUGUACUUGAGAAUUUUAUCGGUGUAACAGAGUUACCUACUUCUUUUUGUGAAUAUCGUUAACGGAGUUAGCUUGCUUUGGUAAAAUAAAUAUAUUUGGAAUACCAAUACAUCAAUUUUCUUCUCAUUCUUGCCAGAAUGUCCACAUUGAGGAAAUGGGCUCAGAACACACAAAAUAAGUUGAAUAUAAAAACCAAUAACACGAAUGGUACUGAUGGCGAGCGUAAAUGGAUUCAUCCGCCUGGUACCCUCCAGAAAGGCCAUAUUGCCUAUCUUGUCAAAUUUUUAGGAAACAUCGUGGUAGAUCAACCAAAAGGUAUUGAUGUUGUGAAAGAAGCUAUAAGAAAACUAAGGUUUACGCAACAAUUACGUAAAAGUGAAUCUGGUGCCAAAACGAAAAAAGUGGAAUUAACAAUAAGUAUAGAUGGAGUAGCCAUACAGGAACCUAAGACGCAUGUCAUUCUACACAUGUUCCCCUUACAUAGGAUAUCGUAUUGUGCUGAUGAUAAUGGCGAAAAACGGUUCUUCUCCUUUAUUGCGAAACAAAACAAUCAAGUGGAUGGCAAUGAUGAAGAGACCCAUGAAUGUUUUGUUUUCAUAUCCGAUAAACUAGCAGAAGAAAUUACCUUAACCAUUGGCCAAGCAUUCGAAUUGGCUUAUAAGAGGUUUUUAGAAACAUCUGGAAAAGAUUUAGAAGCUCAACGACGGGCAAUUAUCACCCAGCAAUAUAUAAAACGUCUUGAAUUGGAAAAUAAUACAUACAAGAUGAGAUUGCUAUACUUAUCGCAAUUGAGUAGUUGUAAAGGCGAUUUAGACCAAUAUUUGAGAAAGCACCAUAUUAAGAAUAUACUAGAAAUACCCCCUUCUACCAGUAAUACUAGUUCCAAAGGCACAACUGAAGAAGACGUUAAAACAAGAGAAACCAAUGGAAAAACUGAUGCACUCUUAGAUUUAACAUCAGAGGGUGAUAAUGAAAAUGCGCCACCUGUGCCACCAAGAAUUUUCGACAGUAACCCAUUACCAUCUGUAGGUACUAAAUUGGAAGGUCUUUUGCUCAAUGAGUUUGAUCAAGAAGAUAAUGAUUUUGAUCCUAGAUCCUUCGAACAAACCAAUGAAAGUAUUCAACCAAAGGCACCUUUGAUUGCACCUCCACCGAAAGCUCCACGUAAGCAAACUAUGAAUAAUAAUGUAAUUGAAAAUAGUGAUGCUUGGAGUUCGCCUUUCUCGCCAGGAAGUCCAUCGACCAAUAGCCUCACAAGCCCAAAAAUUCUGGAUCCAUUCGAGAUGGGAGAUUUUGGCAAUACAGCGACUACCCAAGAUAUCGAAAAUGCUCUAGGUUUAUUGGACAAAAAGAUAUUGGAAAUGAAAACUGGAUUCAGCCAAGGCAUAUCAUUUGGUAAUGAUGAUUUUUCUCUGGAAAGUUUGGAUCCAUUGAAACACUGAGAGGCCAGUGAAGAAGUUGUGAAGUCAUGAAAUUAAUUUAUAGCUGAUCCAUUGCAUUGAUAUUGAUUAUAAAUAGAUUAUAUAAAUAUUUUAAGGAAUUAUAUUUUUCGAAUAUCA